Molecule: messenger RNA, 288 nt
Organism: Knipowitschia caucasica
Lineage: Eukaryota; Metazoa; Chordata; Actinopteri; Gobiiformes; Gobiidae
Source: the annotation of a GenBank genome assembly
AUGAACCGGGCCUACACCUGUCCUACACCUGUCCUACGCCUGUCCCUGUCCUACACCUGUCCUACACCUGUCCCACACCUGUUCUACACCUGUCCUACACCUGUCCCUGUCCUACACCUGUCCCACACCUGUUCUACACCUGUCCUACACCUGUCCCUGUCCUACACCUGUCCCACACCUGUCCCACACCUGUCCCUGUCCUACACCUGUCCUACACCUGUCCUACACCUGUCCCACACCUGUUCUACACCUGUCCCACACCUGUCCCUGUCCCGGUCCCGGAUGUAG